AUGAGCGCCCAAGCGCUGUCUUCUGCAGCCUUCUUAGCAGCAGCGACAGCAGCAGCAUCUGAGACAUCAACUGCGGCAGCAGCAACGGGAGAAGCAUCAACAGUAACUGCAGCAGCAGCAACAGGAGCAGCAGCAACAGCAGCAGCAGCAGCAGCAGCAGCAGCUGAGCAAGAAGAUGAGGCAAAGGUUGGGAGGGCAGCUGCUUCGUUGCUCAAUUUGCUGCAGCUGCUGCAGCAAACUGCAGCACCGGGUCAUUCGCCUCCCGAUAGCAUCAGCAGCAGCAGCAGCAGCAGCAGCAGCAAGCGCGCAGCUGCAGUGUAUGAGCAGCUGAGUCGCGCAGUAGAAGACAUUGCCCAGAGAACGCCUCGAAUUGCUGCAGCAACUGCAGCAGCAACAGCAGCACGACGCGCAACAAACAUAGCAGCCGCUGCACCAGGAAAUGAAGCAGCAGCAACAGCUAAAACAAUCGCAGCAGCAGCACCAGCAGCAAGACCCAUAGAGGCAGCUGCAGGCUGCGCUGUCGAGCUGAAGUUCCGCCUGCCGAGCUGUACGUAUUGUUGCAGCAGCAGCAACAGCAGCAGCAGCAGCAGCAGCAACGGCAACAGCAGCAGCAGCAGCUCAUGCGAGUUGAAUUAUCUUCAAUUUCAGGUUGACCAGUUGCUGCAGCGCUACGACGCUGCUGCUGUUGCUGCUGCUGCUGCUGCUGCAGGGAAGCCCCCGGGCAGGGCAAGGACAGCAGCAGCAUCUGCUGCAGCAGCAGCAGCAGCAGGAACGGGACAGCAGCAGCUCUCCCUCGGUGGUGAGGCCCUGCUGCUGUGUCUCGUUGAGAAGCUUUUGCUUCCAUUCAAAGACGCAUGCGAGCAACACCAGCAGCAGCAGCACCAGCAGCAGCAGCAGCAGCAGCAGCAGCAGCAGCAACAGCCGCAGCAGGUGUUCGUGGUGCGCCUUUCUAGUGUUGCUGCGUUGUCGCAGCAGCACUGGCAGCAGCUGCAGCAAACUCUCUGCAGAGUGAUUGGAGGGUUGCUGCAGCAGGCAGCAGCAGCAGCAGCAAAGACAACAGCAGCAUCAGCACAAGCAGCUGCACAACAACUGGGGGCCCCGCCCUUAGUUGUAAUUGAGCUGCACUGCGCAGCAGCAGCUGCAGCAGCACCAACAGCAGCAGCAGCCACAGUAGCAGCAGCCACAGCAGCAGCAGAACGUCAGAAGCUGCUCCAGAAUGUCCACGACUUUGUACGUCUGCAGCAGCAGCAGCUGCAGCAGCAGCAGGCUCAGGUGUAUCUGUACGCUUCUGCUGAUGCUUUAGACACGCUGGAAGAAGCCCCGCAGCAGCCACAGCAGCAGCAGCAGCAGCAGCAGCAGCAGCCGCGGUGUCUGCUGUACAUUGGUGGCGAUUUGCUGCUGCCUGCUCCUCCCCCUAAUCCUCUCGGCUGCAGCAGCAGAGCGCAGCUGCUGCUGCAGCAGCUAAGGGAGCGUUUGCUGCUGCCAAUGCAAAUGCGCAUUAGCUUCUUCUCCCGUAGCAGCAGCAGCAACAGCAGCAGCAGCAACAACAACAACAAAUCUGUGAUGCAGAGUUUGUUCUGUGGGCAGCGGGGAGAGGCUUCACCGCCGCGUCUGCUGCUGUACGGCUGCGAUCGUGCUGCUGCUGGUGCUGCUGCAGACAAGCAGCAGCAGCAGCAGCAGGAGGAGGCGGAUGAUGCUUUUAGUCGCAUAAGCCCGCAGCAGCUGCUGCAGCAUUUGUUUUGUCUUCCAGAUGCUGCAGGGCUGCAGCUGCUGGUUGUGCCCCUUGCUGCUGCUGCUUCUCCUUAUGUAGGGGAGACGGAGCAGCGCCUCGCGCAGCUGUUUGCUGCUGCUGCUGCUGCUGCUCCCUGCGUGCUGCUGCUGCUGGGGCUGGAGCGCGCUGCAGCAAACAGAAGCCUCCUAGACCCUAUCCCGCGCAUGCAGCAGCAGCAGCAGCAAGGGCCAGGCAGCAGCGACAACGGUAAACAGAAGCAGCAGCAAGAAGGCACAGACGGUGAGCUUCCUAAAGCAUACAGAAGCAGCAGCAGCAGCAGCAGCAGCAGCAGCAGCAUCAGCCAGCGCCGGCUGUUGGCCUCGCUGCUGCUGGCUCUUGACUCUCUGGAAGACAAACGGCGUCUGCUGCUGCAGCAGCUGCACCGUCAGCAGCAGCAACAGCAGUUGGUGCUGCAGGAAGACAGGGAACCAACCAGCAGCAAACAGCAGCAGCAACAGCAGCAGCAGCAGCAAGCUGUGGUAUUGCCGCGGUUAGGCAGCAAGGCGGAUCCAGCCGCAGCGUUUCGGCAGCUAAACUCAACGGCAGCAGCAGCAACAGCAGCAGCAGCAGCAGGAGUUGCUGUUGUUGCAACAACGCAUUUGCUGCCAGAGGAGCUCGAUGCUGCUGCAGUACGCGCAGGCAGGCUGGACAGCUGGCUGCCCUGGGCGUAG
Messenger RNA from Eimeria acervulina, 2442 nucleotides. RefSeq lists its product as hypothetical. NCBI's taxonomy places the organism in Eukaryota, Apicomplexa, Conoidasida, Eucoccidiorida, Eimeriidae. The record is from RefSeq and is a predicted model, not a curated record. The coding region runs from base 1 to 2442 and encodes 813 amino acids. The transcript has a single exon.